GGGCAGCGCGCCCGAGCCGCCCCUCCCGGCUGCUCGGGCCGUUCAGGCGGUGCGCGGGCAGCCCGUCGCGGGCGCUGAGGCGGCGCGCGGGGCGGCGAGAGGCCCCGCGGGGGGAGAGGCGGCACCGCCAUGUCGGUGAGCGACAUGUUCGCGGCGCUGCAGGGAGCGCUCGGCCAGGACCAGGACAUCCGAGAGGAGAUCCGGAAGGUGGUGCAGGCGCUGGAGCAGACGGCGCGGGAGAUCCUGACGCUGCUGCAGGGCGUGCACCAGGGGCCCGGCUUCCAGCACAUCCCAAAGAAAUGUCAGAAGGCUCGUGAGCACUUUAGUACAGUGAGGACACAGAUGGAGUCUCUGAAGACCAAAUUUCCUGCUGAUCAGUAUUACAGAUUUCAUGAGCACUGGAGGUUUGUGCUUCAGCGGUUGGUGUUUCUGGCAGCGUUCGUAGUCUACUUGGAGUCAGAAACAUUAGUGACUCGAGAAGCUGUUGCAGAAAUACUUGGGAUUGAAGCUGAUCGAGAGAGGGGCUUUCACCUGGACAUUGAAGACUAUCUUUCUGGUGUAUUAACUCUCGCCAGUGAGCUGGCCAGGCUGGCAGUGAACAGUGUCACAGCCGGUGACUAUUCCCGCCCUCUCCGCAUCUCAGCCUUUAUCAACGAGCUGGAUUCUGGUUUCCGUCUCCUCAACCUGAAGAACGACUCGAGGAAACGCUACGAUGGCCUGAAAUACGAUGUCAAGAAGAUCGAGGAAGUGGUUUAUGACUUGUCGAUCAGAGGACUCAAUAAGGAGGCCACAGUUGGUGCAGGCGGAGAGAAAUGAAGGAUGCUCAUUGGAACAGCAUCAUCGAUUACCUCAGAUGGUUGCCAAUUUAGGAAGUAUCUAGUGAAGCCUUCCUACAGUAGUUUAGAAGAACUGCAGCUCAAAGCUGCUCUCUAUUUUCUUACAAAAGGUGUGGUACAGGUGUUAGAUGUUUUGUAAAAUCAUGUCUAAAUUAGGGCAGGAGGCUCUCUGUUUCCAGUGGAAUUCCCCUGUCAGACACAUGGUGCUGUUCAGUGCACAGCAGCAGUAGUCAGUAACUCCCAUGAGCUGAUUCCCAUUAGUUCUGUAGUGUAGCUUCCCUGCUCCAGCAGUCAGGUGCUGUGGCUGUGGCUGCUCACACACCUUCAAAGAUGUGUGCACAGCACACACCUCAGUGCAGAUACACAGGAUGUUUUAAAAAACACAGUGUGUAAAUAUCUACUUUUUUUAAGACCUUUUUUUUUUUGCCUUUUUGUUUCUUAAAUUUUCACCUAGGUAAGUUGAACAGAUUUGCAUAACCAUUUACUAACCAGAUCUUUUUAAAUGGUUUCUGUUAAUGUAUCCCCCUUAAUUGAGAAAUUAGUGAAAAUAUUCCUGAGAAUUCCUCCAUUGGAACUGGUGUCUGGCACAUCUCUCUCUUUCUCUGUCACUUUUAUCUUUCCUCCAAGAUUUCAGUUACCAUGGAGAGCAAGGUUUUCUGAAAGGCCUGCUUUCUCUAGAUAUUUUUUUUACUGACAUGAGUAAAUGCUCAGUUUGAAUAUGAUCAUUUGCCUCAAGAACUCAGUCUAACCAAUUUUUUAAUGUUUUUUUUAACUUCCAAGAUUUCUGAAUAGAGAAGCAUCUGAGUUGUAACAACCUGUACAGGCCACAACUGUACCCUUGUCCUGAGAUUAAAAAAACCCCAAAACUAUAGUUUGUGUAGUAAAACGUUUGUAUCUUGAGAAAAGGGCAAAUUACUAGUUUCAGGUAAUUGCAUGUAAGGUGUUUGCAAACACCAACAGCCUCUUUCACCUGUCUAAGUGGAAAGACUCAUGGCUCCCAGUGUGCUUUUUCUCUUCUCCUGAAUGAGUUUUUCCAUUCUCCUACUUCUGGUGGUGCAGGAGGGUCAAGGAGAACAAAUAACUUCUGUAGGAGGAAUAAUACUUCCAGAGGAUGAACAUAAACAGUAAAGUUUAUGUGGGGUUUGUUAGUGUUUCAGUUUGUUAGCAAAGAUUUACCACGGUUUCAGUUAGGGGGGUUUAUUUGUUUAUUGGAAGAAAAUGGUUUCUUGGUUAUUUUGGCCAAUAAAAUGUUUUCUUUGAUUUUGGCCA
Messenger RNA from Chiroxiphia lanceolata (lance-tailed manakin), 2105 nucleotides. RefSeq names its product translin (gene TSN). NCBI's taxonomy places the organism in Eukaryota, Metazoa, Chordata, Aves, Passeriformes, Pipridae. Gene Ontology annotation, biological process: RNA metabolic process. Gene Ontology annotation, molecular function: sequence-specific DNA binding; RNA binding; single-stranded DNA binding. Gene Ontology annotation, cellular component: cytoplasm; nucleus. The record is from RefSeq and is a predicted model, not a curated record.